Glycine soja is the source of this 1995-nucleotide messenger RNA. RefSeq names its product coumaroyl-CoA:anthocyanidin 3-O-glucoside-6''-O-coumaroyltransferase 1-like. The coding region runs from base 27 to 1451 and encodes 474 amino acids. Lineage: Eukaryota; Viridiplantae; Streptophyta; Magnoliopsida; Fabales; Fabaceae. The transcript has a single exon. The record is from RefSeq and is a predicted model, not a curated record.
CAUACUAGCAGUUGCUCUCCAUCUACAUGGCUCAUCAGAUUAGUCAGGAGCCACUGAAGAUCUUAGAGCAAUGUAGAGUUACUCCAAAACCAGGCUCAGUUCCCUCUACCACUCUUCCCCUUACCUUCUUUGACGUUCCAUUUUUCUUCAGCCCACCCUUCAAACGCAUCUUCUUCUACGAGUUUCCUCAUCCCACUCUCUACUUUCUCCAAACAACACUUCCCAUUCUGAAACACUCUCUUUCCCUCACUCUCCAACACUUCUUCCCCUUCUCCUCCAACCUCAUCGUUCCUCCACAACAACCCCAUCUCUCUCACAUCCGUUACCUUGAUGGAGACUCUCUCUCCUUCACCGUUGCUGAGUCCACUGCAGACUUCACUCUCCUCACAUCUCAUUCACCCCAAGAUGCUCAAAAUUGGCACCCUCUUGUUCCUACCUUGCCUUCCCCACUUGUGGAGCAAGAUGGCACACGUGUGUUCCCUCUCAUGGCCAUUCAGGUCACCGUUUUCCCAAACUCAGGCUUCACCAUGUGUCUUACGUUCCACCACAUUGCUACCGAUGGCAAAUCACUUCAUCAUUUCAUCAAGUUUUGGGCCUCUCUUUGCAAAGCAAAAGGGAACUUGGCUUCUUCCCUUGAAACUUCUCUGUCUCUUCCUUCACACGAGAGGGACAUAGUUAAAGACCCAAAGGGCCUUAAGCUCAAUUACUUUCAAGAACUUGAACAUCACGAGUCAAGAAGCGUGGAGUUUGCGGGGCUCGUUGGAGAUGUUUUCACUAACACCGUUCGCUACACUGCUCUAUUGACUCAUGAACAAGUUGAGAAACUGAAGAAGUGGGUCUCUAUUAAAUGUGCCAGCUACACUGAUGGCACAGUGCACAUAUCAACCUAUAUGGUGCUAUGUUCCUUGUUCUGGGUUUGCAUGAUUAGAUCAGAGGAGAGCAAAAGCAAUAGUGUUGCACAAAACAACGAUGAGGAUGAAGUGUGCUACUUGCUAAUUCCAGCAGAUUGUCGUCAUCGUCCUGAAUUUUCAUUACCUUCAACGUACUUUGGGAAUUGUUUAGCCACUUGCUUUGUGGCAAUGAAGAAGAGUGAGCUAGUGGGAGAAAAUGGGAUCGUUGGAGUGGCAAAUGCAAUUGAAAGACUAAUUAGAGAUUUGAAGAAUGACCCUUUGAGAACGGUUGAAACGGCGAUGCCAGAAUUUAAACAAUUUGGUAAAUCUACCUUAAUAGUUUCGGGGACACCAAAGUUUUCUGUGUACCAGACUGAUUUUGGAUGGGGCAAGCCUAAGAAAUCUUUUGCAGCUUAUAUUGAAUCUUCGGGAUGGAUUUGUCUUUCUGAUUGUAGAGACGAAAAAGGAGGAAUAGAGGUUGCAUUGACACAUGAAAGGAUUCGGAUGAAUAGGUUCAUCACUAUCUUUGAAGAGCAACUCCAUAAUAUUAAUAAAUUCUGAGGGAACAAUUCAUUCGGAUGAAUAGGUUCAUCACUAUCUUUGAAGAGCAACUUCAUCACUAUCUUUGAAGAGCAACUCCAUAAUAUUAAUAAAUUCUGAGGGAACCAUUCAUUCGGAUGAAUAGGUUCAUCAGUAUCUUUGAAGAGCAACUCCAUAAUAUUAAUAAAUUCUGAGGGAACCAUUCAUUCGGAUGAAUAGGUUCAUCACUAUCUUUGAAGAGCAACUUCAUCACUAUCUUUGAAGAGCAACCCCAUAAUAUUAAUAAAUUCUGAGGGAACCAUUCAUUCGGAUGAAUAAGUUCAUCACUAUCUUUGAAGAGCAACUUCAUCACUAUCUUUGAAGAGCAACUCCAUAAUAUUAAUAAAUUCUGAGGGAACCAUUCAUUGGGAUGAAUAUGUUCAUCACUAUUUUUGAAGAGCAACUCCAUAAUAUUAAUAAAUUUUGAGGGAACCAUUCAUUCGGAUGAAUAGGUUCAUCACUAUCUUUGAAGAGCAACUUCAUCACUAUCUUUGAAGAGCAACUCCAUAAUAUUAAUAAAUUCUGA